CGGUGCCUCAGACGGCCGGUCCAAACCAACCCAGCCCCGACUCCUCCCCAAUCCCGAGAUUUCUUUUCCCCGGCUUUCCUGCCCUGCCUCCUUUCUCCCCUUCUCUACGUCAGUCUCCGGUCACGUCCCAGCCGGCACCAGGACUCACACCCCAAAGCCCAAAGAAGAACCGCGACGGUAGCGAUGGCCGGAAUCAUGGCAAACCACCACCCUUCCCCCCCAAUGCAGAUGCAGAUGCAUCACGGUCCGCCGGGACCGGCUCGCGCGCCGCCGCCGCAGUCCUUUUCCUCCUCGCGCCAGACCCUUCUGCAGCUGAACGAGGCUGUGUGGAUCCAACUAGGCGGGCUUGCCGAGCAGAUGGGUAAUUUGGAUGAUGCGAUGGCGUCGUACGAGCGCGCCCUCCGGACGAAUCCGAACUCCAUCCCUGCCAUGAGUGCCAUGAGUUCGGUGCUGAGGACCCGCGAGGAGUUCGCCAAGGCCGCCGAGUAUCUGAAUGCCAUCUUGAAGCUGGAUGAAAGGAACGGAGAGGCCUGGAGCUCUCUCGGACAUUGCUACCUGAUGAUGGACGAUCUUCAGCAGGCAUACAAUGCGUAUCAGACGGCGUUGGGCCACCUUCCGAACCCAAAGGAGCCUCGCCUCUGGUAUGGAAUCGGCAUCCUGUAUGACCGGUACGGGUCGUUGGAGCACGCCGAGGAGGCCUUCGCCGAGGUCAUGAAGAUGCAACCAGACUUUGAGAAGGCGCACGAAAUUUACUUCCGGCUCGGUAUCAUCUACAAGCAGCAACAGAAGUACAACGAGUCCUUGGAGUGCUUCAAAUACAUCGUCAACUCUCCCCCGCCGCCGCUCACUGAGGAGGACAUUUGGUUCCAGAUUGGCCACGUCCACGAGCAACAGAAGGACUUUGAGAACGCAAAGGCCGCCUACCACCGGGUGCUCGAACGUGACCCUAAUCAUGCCAAGGUCCUCCAGCAGCUUGGUUGGCUGUAUCACACCCAGAGCCAGCAUUUUGAUAGCCAGGAGCGAGCGAUUGAAUACCUGGAGAAGUCUGUAGCAGCUGACAAUUCGGAUGCGCAAAGCUGGUAUCUCCUCGGUCGAUGCUACAUGCAGAUGCAGAAGUACCCCAAGGCGUACGAGGCUUAUCAGCAAGCCGUGUAUCGCGACGGCCGGAAUCCCACCUUCUGGUGCUCUAUCGGAGUCCUUUACUACCAGAUCAAUCAGUACCGCGACGCCCUGGAUGCGUACUCUCGUGCCAUCCGCCUCAACCCGUGGAUAUCAGAAGUCUGGUAUGACUUGGGCACUCUUUACGAGUCGUGCAACAACCAAAUCGCCGACGCGCUCGAUGCAUACCAGCGUGCUGCUGAGCUGGAUCCCACGAACCCUCACAUCAAGACCCGGCUCCAGCUGCUCCGGAGCGGACAAGCUAAUGGCGCCCCUCCGGGCCAGGCGCCGAUGCCCACGGAUGUCCAUCCUCAGGCUUAUCAGACCCCUGGGGCAGUUGGUCCCCCGGGACCGCAGUGGGCCGGGUCGGGCUCCGGAGCACCUCCGCAACCGCCACAGUCGUUGCUUAACGGCGGACCGCAAGGCCCUGGUCCGAAUUCUUGGGGAGGCAGGAUUUCGGAAAUCAACCCUCCCCCGCAGCCGCGGAACCCUUAUGCGACGGAGCGCGAGCCCUUUCGUGGCCCGCCUCCCCCCGGUCAACGACCGCCCAGUCCCCAACAGGAGCAGCAGCAGGUGAGGCCGUAUCCGGAGGCCAACAGGGUCCCCGAGCCGCACAGACGGGGCCCGUCCCCUCCGCCGCCAGCGCACUAUGCGACGCCUCUCCCGCCACAGCCGCCUGCGCAACAGGCCCCGCAGCCACCUCAGGCGGCCCAACCUCCACGAGUGAGGAAUCCGACCUAUGCCGGCCAUAUCCCCGCGCCCUUGCACCAGUCUAACUCGGCUCCCGGCCCGAGUGGAGCUGCCUCGAACCCUUUGAUGCCGUACCGCACGGGUAGCCCCAGGACCGAGAGUCGGGCCCCACCCAUGCACGAGAACCGCAUGCCGUCCCCCAAGUCGGCGUAUCCGCAGCACCAGCCUCCUCCCUACCCAGCGCAUGUCGAACAGGCAAUCCCCAGUGGCCCCGAGCCCGGCAUGCCUCUUCCUCCUCAGCCCGGUAUGCCCGCUGAUGCGGCUCUCCACCGGGAGCAUGACACUCGCCCGCCCUCAGUGGGUCCCAAGAGGAUGCGCGAGUGGGAAGAUGAACGGGAGGCGAAGAAGCCCUCGACCGAGGAAUCUCGCGCGCGCAUGGAAGACGUCCGGCAUCGUCGCCCGUCUACCCCCCCUCGGCUGGAGCCAUACCGCCGAAACUCAUCGGAAGCUAGGCGUCUGGACGAGCGGCGCAUGGAGGACGCCCGACGAGCCGAGGAGCAGCGCCACGUGGCCGAAGCCUACCAUCCCUCAGAGGCUGCCCACCACCCGCAGUCGCACUCGGUUGCUGCCCACCUGCCGCCCAUGCAGCAGGGGCCGUCCGCAAUGCAGGGCCUCAUGCACGAGGCUCCCGGCCCCCAGGCAGGACCCCUUAAGAAAGAGUACCCUUCGGGACCCGAUGACCGGCGGAUGGAGCACCCCGUUGCUGCUCACCCCGCGGUCGUCAGCGAGCCGGAGAGGGCGGCCAGGAAGAUGGAGGUGGAUGAAGACUACGAUGACAGCGGCGAGGAGGACAAGAAGGGUGCCAUAAUUCCCGGCUCUGCCACCGGCUCGGGUCCUGCUGCGGCCGGCGAGAUGAAAAACGGAACGCCCACAAGUGCGGGCAUCAACGGCAUGCUGCACCAGAAGCCGGAGAGCAACUGAUUUUGUCUAUCUUCCCCUAAACAAACACACUCACGUGUUACCCCAACAUACCCCCGAUCUCGCAUUCUGUGUUUGUUUUUUUUUCCCACGCGCUUCUUGGCUUCCGCAACCCACCGCAACGCCGACCGCUUGAUCGGUCUAGUCUCUGUUCCCCUUUUCCUAUUCGUUUUCGUUUGUUGUUUUCUAGCACAUGAGAGGUCUCCGUGGUUCUCGCCGUUCCAAGGGAAUUGUUGCUCAGUCAGUCAUGGGUUUCGACAUAUGGGCGGUGAUGUGCCUGUGAGAUACGGGAAAAUAUCC
Thermothielavioides terrestris NRRL 8126 is the source of this 3126-nucleotide messenger RNA. RefSeq lists its product as uncharacterized. The coding region runs from base 223 to 2829 and encodes 868 amino acids. Gene Ontology annotation, molecular function: RNA polymerase II cis-regulatory region sequence-specific DNA binding; protein binding; chromatin DNA binding. The record is from RefSeq and is a predicted model, not a curated record. NCBI's taxonomy places the organism in Eukaryota, Fungi, Ascomycota, Sordariomycetes, Sordariales, Chaetomiaceae. The transcript has 9 exons. Gene Ontology annotation, biological process: regulation of gene expression.